Messenger RNA from Truncatella angustata, 402 nucleotides. RefSeq lists its product as uncharacterized. Gene Ontology annotation, molecular function: protein binding. Bases 1 to 402 code for a protein of 133 amino acids. Lineage: Eukaryota; Fungi; Ascomycota; Sordariomycetes; Amphisphaeriales; Sporocadaceae. The record is from RefSeq and is a predicted model, not a curated record. The transcript has a single exon.
AUGGGCAAGAUGGCCGACCUGAACGCGAUAACCAGCCUACAUAGCCGGGCCACCAGAGCGUCCAAGUCAGUUGACGACUCCACAAGCCCCUCCCGAUUUGGCUGGACUUGUAUGCACCUGGCUGCUAGAGAAGGUCACAUUGAGGCUGUACGGACACUUCUCGACCAUAGUACAGAGUGGAUGAUGUCGGAUACCUCUGCACUCGACGCCCUGUGUCUUGCGGUUUUUGGAGGACAGAGGCUCUCUUGCUAUCAAUUGGGCUUCCGAGCGAUGUCUCCAAUGCCACAGGUCCGUAUCAACAAGAUAGGACCGAUAUCGGCGGAAUUCGGUACAUUGUUUUUCCGGAGAAUUCACAUGCCGCAAUCUUUAGCGAUCCUUGAAUUGCCUCAACCUGAUGACUAG